This is a messenger RNA of Rhopilema esculentum, 1405 nucleotides long. RefSeq lists its product as uncharacterized. Gene Ontology annotation, molecular function: oxidoreductase activity. Lineage: Eukaryota; Metazoa; Cnidaria; Scyphozoa; Rhizostomeae; Rhizostomatidae. The record is from RefSeq and is a predicted model, not a curated record.
AUCACGGUAGCAAAAAGUUCUGGGAGGUGUUUCCCUUCCCAGUAGAGGCCACGUGGGACCGAACAAUAACUUUUCAAUUCAACUAAAUGCGGUAUGGUGCAGGGGAAAGUGGCUAGCUGAUCCAUUGCUGCCCCAGCUGCAAACAGUUUGCCACAGUAAUCAAUCCAGUCUGCACGCAACCUUCUGUCGCCACAGCCGAUGAUAUUAUCUGCAAUUUGGUUUGUACUUAACAAAGAGAAAGUGGGCUCGACUACCAUGCAGAUAUAAUCUCUGUUUGUGAAUGAUUCAAUAUCCACAAAGGAGAGUCUUUAACAUAAAUGCAAAUAUAUUUGACAUGAUUUGCAGUGUUUGAGAUAGAUCUUUGCCAUUGGAAUUUUUAAAAGAUGUCAAAUUUGAUCAACAAAGUCGCAGUUGUAACAGGUGCAAGCUCUGGUAUAGGAUUUGCAACUAGUGUUCUAUUUUCAAAGCUUGGAGCAAAGCUUGUCUUGAGUGGGAGGAACGUUGGUGCACUGGAAAACACUGCUACCACCUGCCUUGAAAAUAGUUUAUCAGAUUCUAAGCCACUAAUCGUGCAAGGAGAUUUGUCUGAAACAAAAAAUGCAGAGAAGUUGGUAGAAGAGACCAUUAAAACCUUUGGGCAGCUAGAUAUCUUGGUGAACAAUGCUGGAAUUUGGCAGAAAGGGUCAAUUGAAGAAGAAGAUGUCCAAGGUUUUGAACAUUGUUUUAAAGUCAAUGUUAGUUCUAUCUUCUAUCUCACAAAGUUGGCUGUGCCACACCUCAUAGAAACCAAAGGUAAUAUUGUAAAUGUGUCAAGUGUCGGGGGCCCAAAAGCAUUCCCAGGUUUGUUAUCGUAUUGUGUUUCAAAAGCUGCUCUGGAUCAAUUCACCCAGUGUGUGGCUCUUGAACUUGCUCCGAAGAAAGUCAGAUGCAAUGCUGUAACCCCUGGUGUUAUCGAAACAGAACUUCAUAGAAGAGGUGGGCUGGAUGAAGAGGCCUACACGAAAUACAAAGAGAAAGCGUAUAAGUCACAUCCUCUUGGCCGCAUUGGUAGUCCUGAAGAUGUAGCAGCAGCCAUUGCCUUCCUAGCAUCAGACCAAUCUUCCUUUGUCACUGGUGCUUUGUUUCCUGUUGAUGGUGGCAGACAUGCCACUUGCCUUAUUUAAAUAUUUUACUUGAAAAAUGAGUCAUUUGUCCUUGGAAGGAUUAUUAUGAAUGUGCAAUUAGAAACAAACAGUCUUAUAACCAAGAACUACAUAGAAUGUAAUUCAAAUACUUAGUGUGUCAUAUUUUAGUACCAUUUGAUUUAAACCUACUUUUGUAAUUUAUUAUAAUUUUUAAAGAAUUUUGAAAAACAAGUAUGUUUUGAGAAUAUUUGAUCAAUAUGGCAUCAUGCCUGGUAUUUGUA